AUGCAAACUUUGGAUCGCAAAUUAGAUGAGGAAGAGGAAAACUCAAUUUUAGAAAUGGAAUCUGUUGGUUUAUAUGGUAACAAAGAAACAGAAAUAAAUGAAUUAACUAUGGAUAAGAAUAACUUAUCUGUAUUGAAAGGUCAUUUUGUUACUCCAUUUGAGCUGCGAGGAUUUCCAAAAGCUGCACCUAGAAAGAAUUUAAAUAGGAAACGGAAAACAAAGAAGAGCAUUAUUUUAACUAGCACACCAGAAAUGAAAAAUCUUUCUUAUAAAACAUUAGAAACAAAAACCCCAAACACAACUGCAGUUGAGAAGGUGAACAGAAAUAUAUCAGGGAAUUUGAACAGAAAUGAUAAAACAAAGAAAAGAAAAAUGAAAGAAAAGAUCUUAAAUGAAACAGAUUCAGAAUCAGAAGAUAAUAAUUUGUUGUAG
Molecule: messenger RNA, 432 nt
Organism: Acanthoscelides obtectus
Lineage: Eukaryota; Metazoa; Arthropoda; Insecta; Coleoptera; Chrysomelidae
Source: the annotation of a GenBank genome assembly